This is a messenger RNA of Ostrinia nubilalis (European corn borer), 4799 nucleotides long. It is a transcript of the gene ndl, whose product is annotated as serine protease nudel. Bases 70 to 4752 code for a protein of 1560 amino acids. The record is from RefSeq and is a predicted model, not a curated record. Gene Ontology annotation, biological process: proteolysis. Gene Ontology annotation, molecular function: serine-type endopeptidase activity; protein binding. NCBI's taxonomy places the organism in Eukaryota, Metazoa, Arthropoda, Insecta, Lepidoptera, Crambidae. Gene Ontology annotation, cellular component: membrane. The transcript has 19 exons.
UGCAAGUCCAGGGUGGACAAAUCUAGACUGUGCGAUGGAUACUUCGAUUGCCCUUUUGGUGAAGAUGAGAUGGGAUGCUACGGUUGUAGUGAAAACGCAUUCAGCUGUGAGGACUUGGAUAUCAACUCGAAGAGCAGCUGUUUCUCAAAAGAACAAAGGUGUAAUAACAUAAUGGACUGUCCGAACAAUAGAGACGAGAUCGAUUGUAACAUGCUUUCGCCGAGCCUUCACAAUAAUCCCUUGUUCGCCACUUCAAACACUGAAGGAUUUUUGCAACGGAACUUCAAAGGGGAGUGGUAUGCUGUGUGUAAAAAUCCUUACAUGUGGGCGCACGACACCUGCCGAAGAGAAACCGGACUCAUAAUAAGGCCGCCAUACAUUCAAGUGCUGCCAGUCGAUCCAUUAUUGAGGCUCGGGUACUUGAACACGGGGCCAGAAGGAAUGAUCCACACCAGUAACACCUGCUUUAACUCUUCAGCAAUAUACGUCACGUGUCCUGAAUUACUUUGUGGUACAAGAAUUUCAUCGACUUCGCAAUUAAUGAAAGAGAAUUCUGCGAUCGAGAACCAUCUUUUCGGAAGAAACAAGCGCUUCCUUUUGAAUGGCCGUCCAUACCCGAUGUCUUUUUAUGAUCCACUAAAGAGGAAUGUUAGAAAUAAUGUAUUAAUUAACGAACAAAAAGAAAGCAAGAAAGUGAUGAGUAAAACGAAAAGGGCACAGGCUAGGGUUGUGGGCGGAAGACCUAGUAAGCCAGCUGCUUGGCCCUGGAUGGCAGCGCUGUAUAGAAAUGGCAUGUUCCAUUGUGGUGGGGUCAUCGUUACUCAGCAUUGGGUACUGUCAGCUGCUCAUUGCGUACACGAGUUUUGGAGUCAUUAUUAUGAAGUGCAAGUUGGCAUGCUGCGUCGAUUCUCAUUCUCGCCACAAGAGCAGAAUCACCGCAUUACUCAUGUUAUAGUGAACCAGAAUUAUGAUCAAGCGGACAUGAAGAAUGAUCUAUCUCUUCUAAGAGUGAAGUCGUCAAUUCAGUUUAGCAGAUGGGUCCGGCCAAUUUGUUUGCCUGGCCCCAACACUGCUGGACCUGAGUGGCGAUGGGGUCCCGCCCCUGGUACUGUCUGCACAGCUGUUGGAUGGGGAGCCACUGUAGAGCAUGGUCCAGAUCCGGAUCAUAUGCGAGAAGUUGAGCUGCCUAUUUGGGCAAAAUGCAAACAUUCAGAAGAUCGAGAUGGUAAAGAAAUAUGUGCUGGCCUCGUUGAAGGUGGAAAAGAUGCUUGCCAGGGUGACAGCGGGGGCCCACUUGUCUGCAGAAGCCCUUUGAAUUCUCAACAAUGGUAUGUGGCUGGUAUCGUAAGUCACGGAGACGGGUGCGCCCGCAAAGGUGAACCCGGAGUUUACACGAGAGUUAGUCUCUUUGUAAAAUGGAUCAGAUAUCACAUCGGUUCAAAAAUAUUACCAACAAUUCAGCCACAGCAAAAGUGCCCAGGAUUUAAAUGUACCUCGGGACUAUCUAAAUGCCUACCGGACAAAAGAGUGUGUGACAAAAUUGUAGACUGUCUGGACGGAGAAGAUGAAAUGAACUGCAACUCUAUGCGUUCAUUUGACAACAUAUUUUUAGCUCGAACUUCAUCAGACAAUACUAACGCUAAUCCUUCUACUGCUCGCGAAUCAAAUAAUAACGAUUCGGUUAAAAAAUUCCAAUCUUCGGAAUCAAGUGAUAAAGAACAAUGGUUAGGAAAUGAAGAAACAGCCAAAAAACAGCUAAAUGAUGACAUGUUACACGCUUCUACGAUUGAAAUAUCAAUACCAAAUAGCUCUGAACACAUGCGAGAUAACUCAGAACAAGAUAUUGAUCCACCGUCAUUUGGCAGAGAAAGUGAUUUUAUCGCUGUAAGUUCUCAGAACUCUCAUCCAUUAGAAUCAAGAUCUUCAUUACUAGAAAAGGAAAAUAUUAAUGAUGAUGAAGCAAUCAAUAUGCAAUCAAGAGCAUCUGAUAUUCAAGAAGACUGGGCUACCACCCCGCCAUCAGAAUCUUCCACUAUAAUGUCAAGUAUGAGUGUCAAAACAAACAGUCCGAUUACUGAACAAACUACGUCAACGAUGCCGAUAACUACUCCUUUGCCUGUACUGUCAACCACUUCAUCUAUGUUAGAAACUACAUCAAUCCUUGAUGCAGAGCAAUCAAAGCGCAAAAUCAAUAAUCGCGAAGAUGAUGAAUCAGAAUCUAAAUCUUUAUUGGUAGAACUAUUACCUCACUCAGAAAAUGUAGAUGACGAGAGUGAAAAGAUUACUGGUGAGAGCAAUGUUAUAGAAAAAAAAGAAAUUUCACCGUCAGCCAAAAUAAUUGACGAUUUUUCAAGCAAAAAGAUUAGUACCUUUGAUGAUAAACUUGAUAUUAUUCAUAAAAUAGAAGAUUUAGUGUUAUCUGAACUCCAACCGGCAAAGAUAAGAAAAAAACAUCUAACACCUAAAGAAUUUGAAUGCAGACGAAUAUAUCAAACAAUUCCAUACAGUCAUCGAUGCGACCACAAAGCGGAUUGCGAAGACGGCACUGAUGAAUUAAGUUGCACAUGUGCAGAUUACUUGCAUGCUUUUGAUGACACUCUCCUCUGUGAUGGAAUAUUUGACUGCGCAGACGGUCAGGAUGAGGCAGACUGCUUCAGCUGUCCAGAAGAUCGUUUCCUUUGUAGAAAGAGUCAGAUUUGUCUACCGAUGAAACACGUGUGUGACGGUAAACCACAGUGUCCUCAAGGCGAGGAUGAAGUAGAUUGCUUUGCUUUAUCAAAUGGAAAAGAAUUAAAAUAUGAUAUAGACGAAAGGCCUAAAACUCGUUUGGAAGGUUAUUUGACGAAAAAACAAAAAAAUAAAUGGCAAAUCAUUUGUGAAGAUAACUUGUCAACAGAGCAACAGGAAUUAGCUGCGGCUCAUAUUUGUCACUAUCUAGGCUUUAGCUCUGCAAACAGAUAUUUAUUGAAGCACUUGAAUAUCGACGAAAGUAUAUUGAAAUCAAACGAAUUCAGAAAAAGGAGAGACACCAGUAAUAGCGCUCCAGUUCAUUUCACAUAUAGAGAAUCAAGUAGUUCUGAAGAUAACGCUAGACACAUUGUCAUCAAAGAACCACAACUGCUGAAAGAGAAAUGCCUCCCAAAUAUCAAGAAAACAUGCAUGUCUUUAUACGUAUACUGUGAUCACAGCUUGUUUACUGAUUUCGAUUUCUCUCCAAAUCUAUUGUACAGCCGAGCAGUAGAAACUACCACUAACGAAAUGUGGCCGUGGGUAGCCAAAGUUUAUGUCGAGGGUAACUAUAAGUGCACAGGUGUUCUGGUAGAUCUUCAACUGGUUUUGGUCAGCCAUUCGUGCUUGUGGGAUUCAUCUAUGAGUCGCCAUCACAUAACAGUAGUGCUCGGUUCACACAGAACCCUAAAUGCUACUCAUGGACCAUACGAACAAAUCUUGCCUGUAGAUGGAAAGAGGGAUAUGUAUCGCAGCAACGUUGCCUUGUUACAUCUAAAGGAACCUGCCCAAUAUUCAACAAUGGUUAAACCUAUGGUAGUCCAAUCAACAGUAAUGCCUGAAAAUCGAAACAGUACCUGUGUAGCUGUGGGACAAGAUGGCAAGAAUAAAACGAUUAGUGUCUUUGUCGAGGAGACAAGAGAAAAUUGUCAUCACCACAACAAAUGUUUCAAGUUACGUUCAAAAUCUAAAUCGCUCUGCCUGCCAGGAAUGGUGUCCAGUCAACAAUGGGCUGGUAUCAUCAGUUGCCACAGUGAGCGAGGGUGGUACCCAGCCGCAACGUUUGUCGAUAUCCGUGGAGAAUGUGGACUCCAAGAUCGGAUAAUUGGAACUGGUAUUGAGGACCUGAAAAUAGAAAUUCAAAAUGCUGGUAUAAACGGUGCACUCAUAAAAAAACAAGAUUUGGCCGAUAAAUGCCAUGGUAUACGGUGUGGGCGAGGCAAAUGUAUAGAUUUGCUUCACGUCUGUAACGGCGUCAGGGACUGCGAAGAUGGAGGAGAUGAGUCAGAAGAAUCCUGUAAAACUAAGCAUCUAUUUUGCGAAAAAGAUCCUUAUGAUAAAAAUUGUGAAUGCUCCACGGGUCAGUUCAGGUGUCAUAAUGGUGUCUGCAUAUCCAAAGAGCAGUUCAACGACGGCAAAGAUGAUUGUGGAGAUGGCACUGACGAGCCAGAACAGCUUUCUUGCGCCAAGUACUUGGCCAGAGUCAUGCCUUCCAGGCUCUGCGAUGGGGUCAUCCACUGCAAGGAUAGGAGUGAUGAAGAUCCUAUGUUCUGCAAGUGCUUUGCUAAGCACACAUACCAAUGCGGCAGAACAGCUGAUGUGGAACAUUGUGUUGCCCCAGACGUUGUAUGUGAUGGUAUCAACGAUUGCCCCAAUGGCGAGGACGAAAGUACUUGCGUUGGUCUAUAUGCCCCACAAGGCACGGGGUAUGGAAAAGGACAAGUAAUAGUGCGCUCCCAUGGCGUGUGGCAUACGAAAUGCUACCCUAACAAGAAGCAUUCGAAAUCAGAGCUCGAAGCGAUUUGCAGGGAAUUGGGCUUCAUUAGCGGUCAUGCGAAGGAACUUGAGAUAUCUAAUAAAUUUAAACCGCACCCCUAUAACAACGUACUGGUGGAUCCAUUUAGCGACGUAUUGCUCAAUAACAGAACCCAAGUGAAACUUAGAAACAGCCACGCUCCUUUAGCUAGAGCUAUAUUCGACGAUCAAUUGAAUAAUUGUCACCCAGUUUUUAUUGAAUGCAUGUAGUUUUUUAUUUGUUUUAUUUAUUGGUAAUAUAUUUUGUAUUUAACUGA